Molecule: messenger RNA, 1366 nt
Organism: Drosophila persimilis
Lineage: Eukaryota; Metazoa; Arthropoda; Insecta; Diptera; Drosophilidae
Product: complement component 1 Q subcomponent-binding protein, mitochondrial
Exons: 1
Coding region: 368-1174 (268 amino acids)
Biological process (GO): cytosolic ribosome assembly
Cellular component (GO): mitochondrial matrix
Source: RefSeq, a predicted model, not a curated record
AAAAUGUUUACUAUAAAAACAAAUUUAAACAUAAAUUUGGAAGCAUUGGACGUCUGUUUCGGUCGUGAGAAUCCAAUAACAAAAUACACAGUCUUCUGGGUACACCGAGUCUCGGUCCCAAGGAACCAAAAACAAAUGAUUUCUUGGGCGUGACACAGCAAAUUGAUAAACUGAUAAAAUACAUCUUGGUAUCUAAUAGUAUUUAGUUUAGUAUUCUUUUCCUUUUCACAGAUCCCAGUAGGCUUCUAAAAUGACAUUAGCAUUGUGUCUGUGCUGUGCUUUCAUGUUUUCAUUCAGAGUCGCAAGCAGACGUUUGACAAAGGAAUACAUUUUAUUUCUCCUAAAAUAAAUCAAUUGUUUCGAUAUCAUGUCCAGACUUCUAAAGGCCUUGCAGAUGUUUCCACGGGCAUUAGCCAAAUGCGGUUUGUCGUCGCCUCCUGUCACCAUUCAACGCCGCACAAUCGCACUCAGUUUCCGGCCCAUGCAGAAGGACAUCAGCGAUCCGGUGUUGGACCAGCUUUCGUCGGAGGACUUAACGGCUUUAAAGAUAAGCCCAGCGCGGCGCAAUCUUGUGUGUUUGCUUGCCACGGAAAUGAUUGCGGAAAGACUGGUAAAGCAACCCUUUGAAUGUAUGAAUGGGUUUGAAGCCGUGUUUUGCGGCUCCGAAGUGAAGCUGAUCAAAGAGGGGGUCGUGAAUCCUGUCAACAUAAUUUUCAACGUCAGCAAAAGUAGGGAACGUGGAAAGGACAAAGGCAUCGGACAAUUAUCCAAUCCUUUCCGCAUUAUGCCCAAUUUCGAGGUGCGUUUCCCCUAUGGUAACACACUGCUGUCCAUCCAUUGCAAAUUCCUGUCGGAGGCCUUUAAAGAUGGUGCACCGUUGCUGCAAGAACAUCAGAUCGUUCCCGAUGUGUUUGAGAUUCAGGCGAUGUCGCUAUUCGAGAAAGAGGAUACCUAUACUGUCAAGGCCAAUAUGAUUGAUGAUAAUCUAUACUGGGCUGUCAUGGAUUUUCUGGCUGAUCAGGGGAUAACUAAUGAAUUCGCCAUCAAGCUUUCAGAUUUCUCCACAUUCUAUGAACAUGACCAGUACAUAAGGUUCUUAGAGAAUCUAUCGAAAUUCGUAGUCCCACCACCACCAGUAAUGGAGAGAUACAAUACUGAUGAUUCUUCCAAUUAAAUCAAAUCACUUUUUAAAACUUUACAAAACAAAUCACUGUUUUGGUUGGGAGGCAGCGCUGCGAUUAUAAAACUGCAAUAACAUCACCCUAUUUUUAAUUUUAAAAUAUAUUGAAUUUUUUGAACCUUGUCCAUCUCUGCUUGGGCUAGGAAUGAAAACGUUAUUUCAGACUAACGAUUCCGUUUCGUUGAU